Messenger RNA from Vanessa tameamea, 4183 nucleotides. RefSeq names its product happyhour (gene hppy). The transcript has 23 exons. Gene Ontology annotation, cellular component: cytoplasm. NCBI's taxonomy places the organism in Eukaryota, Metazoa, Arthropoda, Insecta, Lepidoptera, Nymphalidae. The coding region runs from base 149 to 3649 and encodes 1166 amino acids. Gene Ontology annotation, molecular function: MAP kinase kinase kinase kinase activity; ATP binding. The record is from RefSeq and is a predicted model, not a curated record. Gene Ontology annotation, biological process: intracellular signal transduction; protein phosphorylation.
AUUAUUUAUUCUGUGGUGUCAGACGUCAGACGGAGAUGUCUAGUUUGUGUGUAAAAAAUAAUUAAUUUGUCGACGUUUUUGUGUUACAAUUAUGUGAAUAAUGAGAUGAAAGUGUAAAUAAAUGUUAGAUUAGUGUACGCUAGUGAUUAUGGCGCAUAGUGGUGGUGUUUUAAGCUCGGAUAUAUCGCGUAGGAAUCCUCAAGAUGAAUACGAGCUCAUACAGAGGAUCGGUUCGGGCACUUACGGAGAUGUGUACAAGGCGAAACGUCUUAACGGCAAUGGUGAGCUGGCUGCCAUCAAGGUGAUCAAACUGGAACCGGGUGACGACUUCGCCAUCAUCCAGCAGGAGAUCCUGAUGAUGAAAGACUGUCGUCACCCGAACAUUGUCGCGUAUUAUGGCUCUUAUCUUAGGAGGGAUAAAUUAUGGAUAUCCAUGGAGUACUGUGGAGGAGGAAGCUUACAGGACAUUUACCACGUGACGGGUCCACUCACCGAGUUACAGAUAGCGUACAUGUGCAAGGAGACACUGAUGGGCCUGUCGUAUCUACACAGUAUGGGAAAGAUGCACAGAGACAUAAAAGGCGCUAACAUCUUACUAACGGAAUGUGGGGACGUUAAGUUGGCAGAUUUUGGGGUAUCAGCACAGAUUACGGCUACUAUUAAUAAAAGGAAAAGUUUUAUUGGUACACCCUAUUGGAUGGCACCAGAGGUAGCGGCUGUAGAAAGAAAGGGUGGAUACAAUCAACUUUGUGACAUUUGGGCGUGUGGUAUCACUGCGAUCGAGCUAGCGGAACUUCAACCACCAAUGUUUGAGUUACACCCGAUGCGAGUAUUAUUCCUAAUGUCAAAGUCGGGAUUCAAACCACCACAGUUAAAAGAGCGGGAACGAUGGUCGCAACUAUUCCACGCAUUUCUUAAACUAGCAUUAACAAAGAAUCCUAAGAAACGGCCAACCGCCGAGAAAUUAUUACAGCACGCAUUUUUCCAACAAGAUAUGAGCAAACGUCUAGCGAUCGAUCUAUUGCAGAAAUACUCGAACCCACCCAGUCACUGUAACAGCCAAGAGUUGGAUGACGAUGGAGCUUUAUCAAACGUACCUCAACGAAUCGCAUCGCGACAGACGCGAGGUCGUCCACGGUCACUGAUGGAGGCUCGGCCUUCGCCCCUCGAUCAUCCGCUCAGAUUAUCGUCAGAAGAGGAGAGAGAGGCGAACAGACGUUCAGGCGUGUACGACGACUCCCCCAUCAUAGACCUAGACGCUGAUGACGAUUUGAGUUUGUCUAUGCCCAAAGUGAUCAAUUUUAGUGCUGAAGUCAAUAGGUGUGAUGGGGACACUGUUAAACGGAACUUAUACCACAGACAAACGAGCGAAGAUUGGAGUGUCGCGUCUCUCAUGAGCUGUCCAAAGCACAAUCCGCUGACCCAAGACCCUUCCACCGACAGUAUGCCUUCCAGCGAGAACAAGUGGUGUCGGGUCGUCACCGGUGAUGAUAUUAUGAGAAUGAGUUUGAGGAGCCUCUUGCAAUAUAUUGAUGAAGAGUUAAUGCUCAGGGCAACACUACCCCUGACAGCAGACACAGCAGCCAUGUCCCAAGCCACCAGCUCCGGUCUGUCGAUCCACGACCAACAUCUCUCUCAAUGCAUACAGUUGAAGCAGAACUUCUUAAACAAUUCCACAACGAAUGUUUACCAAAGCAUCGCGUCUAAUUUCCAAUCUCCUAUCGGAGCAUCCUCCAUUUCAAUAGACGAUCCUCUCUCUAGAAAGAUCGAAACGGAUAUCCUAUACGUCGAUCAGCAGGAGAACGACAUAGCGAACGACUCGUCUCAAAUGAGAAACGCAAAUUGCGAAUGCGGCCUGUGUCCCAAACCAGAAGCGAAAGGUAACAACACGCUGAGCGACCUGCAAAGGUCGGUAGCGUCGAAAUGUUCCUGCGAUGCGUGCAAUUCAAACGGCGAUAUAUUGAGCUACUAUCGGCAUUGUUCGAACCAAAAUGCGGAUUCGGGUAUAGUUUACUGUGAUGCGUGUAAGAAACAAAAGAUUUCUCUAUCGAAUUUUCGCGCUUUGCAAAUAGCGAAUCGCUUACGGAUAGCGGAUACAGAUCGAGUCGAAAACGGCGGGACGUCCGAUGAUGACUUGUGCAGGAAGAUAGAUAUGAGCAUGAACAUGGAGGACAAAAGUUACGAGCACAGGAAAAGACACAACAGACAUAACUCGGACUCAGUCACGGCUGGUAUAGAUCUGAGUCAGUUCUGCCAGUGUGAGAUGGAGAGUACCAGUAAGAGGAAGACGUCGUCGGUGGACGAGAUAUUCAAAAUGGUCGAGGAGAACGGUCGGGACGGUCAGAAGGAGCUCGUGGACGAGGAACUGAAGACCAGUCAGAGGCAAAGGAGUCUGUCUGACAGUCAAAGGGACAAAGCGAAGGUCGAAGGCGACGCGCGCACGCCGCCGGUGCCGCCGCGGCGCGCGCGCGGGCGGCGCACGCGCACGCCCCCCCGCCCCGCGCCCAACGGCCUGCCGCCCACGCCCAAGGUGCACAUGGGGGCCUGCUUCUCGAAGGUGUUCAACGGAUGUCCUUUGAGGAUAAACUGCACAGCGUCCUGGAUACAUCCAGACACCAGAGAUCAGCAUAUUCUUAUAGGGGCAGAAGAAGGUAUCUACACUUUAAACUUGAACGAGCUUCACGAAACGGCCAUGGAUCAGCUGUGUCCGAGACGAACUAUAUGGAUGCAUGUCAUAAAAGAUGUUUUAAUGUCGCUCUCUGGUAAAACUCCAUCACUCUACCGCCAUGAACUUCUCGUACUAUCGGGUAGCGGUAGAGGAGGAAGGGGUGGUGGUGCGCGGUCGCUCCGUGUCCUGCCGCCGAGAUUACUGCCGCGACGGUUCGCGCCUACCACUCGGGUACCUGAUACUAGAGGUUGUAUGCGAUGUGCGGUAGCCCGUAAUCCCUACAACGGCUACAAAUAUCUUUGCGGUGCGACUCCCGCUGGACUUUUCCUCAUGCAGUGGUAUGAUCCACUCAGAAAGUUUAUGUUGCUCAAGAACAUCGAAUGUGUGGUACCUUCACCGCUACUGGCUUUCGAGCUGAUCAUCACGCCUGAGCUGGAAUAUCCGUUGCUCUGCGUCGGCGUCACCCGGAAACCGCUCCGACUUAAUCUAAUCAAUAUAAAUUCAGGAGCGACUUGGUUCCAUUCGGAUGAAUUGGAACUCUGUCCGGGUGGUUCGAACACUGUGAUCCCGCGUCCGGAACGACUUCAUACAUUGCGAGCCGUUCAUCAGUUGAAUAAAGAUGCUGUGCUGGUGUGUCAUGAAAACGUAGUAGAUAUCAUCCCAGUGCUUCCAACGUUCGAGAGGCGACACGACGAGAGACGUCGGAACAAACUUCCAUCGCGGAUACAAUUCGACUUCCAUAUUGAUAGUAUAUUGUGUUUAGCCGAUUCAGUAUUAGCAUUUCAUCGUCACGGCGUUCAGGGCCGUUCGUUGAGAAAUGCGGAUAUAACACAAGAAAUCACCGAUCAUUCACGCGCGUACCGACUGCUUGGAAAUGAUAAAGUGGUGGUAUUGGAAUCGCAUUUGCUUCAGAACAACACGCUAUCGGGCGAAGACGGCAACGAUUUGUACAUAUUGGCUGGUCACGAAGCGUCGUAUUAAUACGCAUUAAUAGCUUACAUACAAUACUAACGGAAAGUAAUAAAAAAUUAAACGUUUAUCGAUAAUUUUAUUUGUAAUUGGUUCAUCGAUUUCGUCUAAUUUACACCAUGAUCCAGUUUAGUGAAUAUGUCGAACGUAUUUUUUUAUACAAAGUGAAAAUUAUUUGUAACACGCUAGUAUUUGCUGAUAGUUAUAAAUAUAUUUUGUGGUUUGUAGUACCUCAAAUACAUUAGAAUCGUUUAAUUAUUAUAAUUGCUAAUGUCUCAUGAACCACAUAGUCGCAAUCUCGGUUCAUAGUGGUUAGGAAUGCAACAUAACAACAGUGAUUUGACAAUAGAUUUGCAACUGUAAUUCCUAUACAAUUAGGUUGUAUUUCGUUUGCAAUUAAUAUAAUUUGGUCGAGUGAAAGUGGAGUAUUAAAAGCGGUUGUGGGAUUUUUUUAAAAUGAGUGCACAUCUAACAGGUAUCCAUUAUAGAAGUAUUGUACCGUAGAACAGCUUAAUAUACAUUAAAAUAUCAACGACGUUAAGCUAU